Molecule: messenger RNA, 2050 nt
Organism: Phoenix dactylifera (date palm)
Lineage: Eukaryota; Viridiplantae; Streptophyta; Magnoliopsida; Arecales; Arecaceae
Source: RefSeq, a predicted model, not a curated record
UUUUAGUCAGCCUGGCACGUUCCGAAGACACCCCUUGCCCAGUUUCCGCCCCGGCGCCAGUUCCCUCAGGAUUCAUUUCGGGGACCGGCAACCGGAGGCCCUCCUUAGCCCAAUCUGGAUGGUAGCUUGGAGAUAAGCACCCGUACUCCCUUCCUUUCUCUUCCCUACUUUUCCCUGUCUAAAACCCCAUCCUCUCCGCUCUCUCUGCCGCCACGGCCUCCACCGUGAUGGCAGCCGGAGCCGCCGCCACCCCGAAACCCCUCCUCCCCUCUUCGUCUCCCAAGCUUCCUCGAACCACCACCUCUUUUUUAUUCUCGUCUUCGGGGUCUCUGUCCGGAGCCCACAGUAUCUCCCUCGCCGUCUCCCGGAGACCGACCACCAGCCUUCCAUCCCACCGGCGCGGCGGCCUGCUUGUCGUCCGCGCCGCCCGCGGCAAGUUCGAGCGAAAGAAGCCCCACGUCAACAUCGGCACCAUCGGCCAUGUCGACCACGGCAAGACCACUCUGACGGCGGCCCUCACCAUGGCCCUGGCCUCCGUCGGCAACAGCGCCCCCAAGAAGUACGACGAGAUCGACGCCGCCCCCGAGGAGCGCGCCCGCGGAAUCACCAUCAACACCGCCACCGUCGAGUAUGAGACCGCCUCCCGCCACUACGCCCACGUCGACUGCCCCGGCCACGCCGACUACGUCAAGAACAUGAUCACCGGCGCCGCCCAGAUGGACGGCGCCAUCCUCGUCGUCUCCGGCGCCGACGGCCCCAUGCCCCAAACCAAAGAACACAUCCUAUUAGCCAAGCAGGUCGGCGUUCCCAACAUGGUGGUCUUCCUCAAUAAGCAGGACCAGGUCGACGACGAGGAGCUCCUCCAGCUCGUCGAGCUCGAGGUCCGCGAGCUCCUCACGUCCUAUGAAUUCCCCGGCGACGACGUCCCCAUCAUCUCUGGCUCCGCCCUGCUCGCUCUCCAGGCCCUCAUGGCCAAUCCCAGCAUGAAGCGCGGUGAGAACCAGUGGGUCGACAAGAUCUAUGAGCUCAUGGAUGCCGUGGAUAACUACAUGCCCAUCCCCCAGCGCCAGACCGACCUCCCCUUCCUUCUCGCCAUCGAAGACGUCUUCUCCAUCACCGGCCGUGUCGAGCGUGGCACGAUCAAAGUUGGUGACACCGUCGACAUCGUCGGCCUUCGAGACACCCGCACCACCACCGUCACUGGGGUCGAGAUGUUCCAGAAGACCCUCGACGAGGCCAUGGCCGGUGACAAUGUCGGCCUGCUUCUCAGAGGUAUCCAGAAGGCUGACAUCGAGCGUGGAAUGGUCAUUGCCAAGCCUGGCACCAUCACGCCCCACACUAAGUUUGUUGCCAUCGUGUAUGUGCUUAAGAAGGAGGAGGGCGGCCGCCACUCGCCCUUCUUCCCUGGCUACAGGCCACAAUUCUACAUGCGGACUACCGACGUUACUGGGAAGGUCUCGUCCAUCAUGAAUGAAAAUGAUAAGGAUGAGGAGUCGAAGAUGGUCAUGCCCGGAGACCGCGUCAAGAUGGUUGUGGAGCUUAUCAUGCCUGUUGCCUGCGAGCAGGGUAUGCAGUUCGCCAUCAGGGAGGGCGGCAAGACUGUUGGGGCCGGUGUCAUUCAGUCCAUUAUUGAGUGAUGGAACAAGAUAGAUAAGAUUAUCCCCUAUUCUUGUGCUCCUUACUCUAUUGCUUUCUUACCACUUUGUUGAUAGGGGCUGCUUGACUCAGUUGUACUGCUUGGUUAGUAGGUCAGCCGUUAUUAAAUCAAAGACACCCCAGCUGCUGGUUCUCAAUCUCAGGACCACCAAAGAUCCACAUUUGUCAUAUAUUUCCAGUUUUGUGUUUCUUUUUGUUGUGCUGUUCUGUCCUUGUGGGUAGAAACUUGAAGCAAUUAACUUUGUAAUUUCAUUUUAAUUGUUGUUUUAGAUGACCGGUGUUCGGUAGUGGUAGUUCCUAUGUAAUAGCAGAGUGUUGCUUUUAUGAAGUACACUAGGUUAGUUUAUGAAAUUCGUGCUUUGAAAUGAAGGUACUAUUAAUGCUUCAAUCUUAA